Messenger RNA from Alligator mississippiensis (American alligator), 8256 nucleotides. It is a transcript of the gene DOCK4, whose product is annotated as dedicator of cytokinesis 4. The transcript has 53 exons. Gene Ontology annotation, biological process: small GTPase-mediated signal transduction; cell chemotaxis. Lineage: Eukaryota; Metazoa; Chordata; Crocodylia; Alligatoridae. The record is from RefSeq and is a predicted model, not a curated record. The coding region runs from base 149 to 6055 and encodes 1968 amino acids. Gene Ontology annotation, cellular component: cytoplasm; plasma membrane. Gene Ontology annotation, molecular function: GTPase activator activity; small GTPase binding; guanyl-nucleotide exchange factor activity.
UGGCGCGAGCUGGGCUCAGUCAAUCAGAACAAUGACUGCUCCUGCGCCCGCUACUGCUCCGUCGGAGCCCCCGGAGCGCGGCUGAGCCCCAGCGCGGCGGCUGCAGCGGCGCCAGCACCAACAGCGGCGUGGGCGACGCGCUGCGAGCAUGUGGAUCCCGACGGAGCACGAGAAGUUCGGCGUGGUAAUAGCCAGUUUUCGAGGAACAGUCCCACAUGGAUUGUUGUUGGAGAUUGGAGAUACAGUUCAAAUCCUAGAGAAAUGUGAUGGUUGGUACAGAGGAUUUGCCUUAAAAAAUCCAAAUAUUAAGGGCAUAUUUCCCUCGAACUAUAUUCAUCUGAAAAAUGCAUGUGUUAAGAACAAAGGGCAGUUUGAAAUGGUUAUUCCAACAGAAGACUCGGUUAUCACAGAGAUGACAUCUACUUUGAGAGACUGGGGAACAAUGUGGAAACAACUUUAUGUGAGAAAUGAAGGGGAUCUCUUUCACCGUCUGUGGCACAUAAUGAAUGAAAUCCUAGACCUGCGAAGGCAAGUGCUUGUUGGCCAUCUGACCCAUGACCGGAUGAAGGAUAUCAAACGGCAUAUCACUGCUCGCUUGGAUUGGGGCAAUGAACAAUUGGGUUUAGAUUUGGUUCCAAGAAAAGAAUAUGCUAUGGUGGAUCCUGAAGAGAUCAGCAUUACAGAACUCUAUAGACUGAUGGAGCAUCGUCAUAGAAAGAAAGAUACUCCUAUCCCAGCAAGUAGCCACCAUUUAUUCGUGCAGAUGAAGAGCCUGAUGUGCUCCAAUUUAGGAGAGGAACUGGAAGUCAUCUUCUCACUUUUUGACAGUAAAGAGAAUCGACCAAUCAGUGAGAGGUUUUUUUUAAGACUGAAUAGGAAUGGUUUGCCAAAAUGUCCAGAGAAGCCAGAAAGACAUUGCUCUCUCUUCGUGGAUUUGAGUAGCAGUGAGCUUAGGAAGGACAUCUAUAUCACUGUUCACAUUAUACGGAUAGGCCGAAUGGGAGCUGGAGAGAAGAAAAAUGCUUGCAAUGUACAAUACCGCCGGCCCUUUGGCUGUGCAGUCCUCAGCAUUGCAGAUCUACUGGCAGGAGACUCAAAAGAUGACCUCAUCUUAAAAGUAUACAUGUGCAACACAGAGAGUGACUGGUAUCAGAUCCAUGAAAACAUCAUCAAAAAGCUAAAUGCUCGUUACAACCUGACAGGCUCCAAUGCUGGUCUAGCUGUUUCACUUCAAUUGCUUCAUGGAGAUAUUGAACAAAUAAGGAGGGAGUACACAUCUAUAUUUACCCAUGGAGUAUCAAUAACAAGGAAGCUGGGUUUUUCCAAUAUUAUUAUGCCUGGUGAAAUGAGGAAUGAUUUAUACAUCACUGUAGAAAGAGGAGAGUUUGAAAAGGGAGGGAAAAGUGUGGCCAGAAAUGUGGAAGUAACAAUGCACGUUGUGGACAGUUGUGGUCAAAUUUUAAAGGAUUUUAUCUCCUUUGGUUCUGGGGAGCUGCCAGCUAGUGAGUACCACUCCUUUGUCCUUUAUCAUAACAACAGUCCCAGAUGGGCUGAGCUACUGAAACUUCCUAUUCCUGUGGAUAAAUUCAGAGGAGCACACAUCCGCUUUGAAUUCCGACAUUGUUCCACAAAAGAAAAAGGUGAAAAGAAGUUGUUUGGCUUUUCUUUCGUGGCUCUGAUGCAGGAAAAUGGGAGGACAUUGCCAGAUGGCACUCAUGAACUCAUUGUGCACAAGUGUGAAGAAAACACAAGCCUUCAGGAUUCUAGUCGCUACCUCAAACUCCCCUUUUCAAAGGGAAUUCUCCUAGGGAACAACAGCCAAGCAGUAAAAACUACUAAAGAGUCUUUCUGGAUUACAUCUUUUCUCUGCUCCACUAAGCUCACACAAAAUGGCGAUAUGCUUGACCUUCUCAAAUGGCGAACCCAUCCAGACAAAAUAGCAGGUUGCCUCUCAAAAUUAAAAGAAAUCGAUGGUUCAGAAAUAGUGAAGUUUCUUCAAGACACACUGGACACUUUAUUCGGGAUUUUAGAUGAAAAUUCUCAAAAAUAUGGGUCUAAAGUAUUUGAUUGUUUGGUUCACAUAAUAAAUUUGCUGCAGGACAGCAAAUUUCAUCAUUUUAAGCCAGUAAUGGAUACUUACAUUGAAAGUCAUUUUGCAGGUGCACUUGCGUACAGAGAUCUUAUAAAAGUACUGAAAUGGCAUAUUGAUCGAGUAACAGAAAUAGAGCUACAGGAGCAUAUCCAGGAAGUGUUAAAGGCACAGGAAUAUAUUUUUAAAUAUAUAGUUCAGUCUCGGAGACUAUAUUCUCUUGCUACUGGUGGACAAAAUGAGGAAGAAUUCCGGUGCUGUAUUCAGGAACUCCUUCUGUCAAUUCGAUUCUUCCUUUCCCAAGAGAGCAAGGGAGCAAGUGCUUUAUCUCAAUUACAAACUGUAUUUCUCAGCUCAUUCCCAGCUGUAUACUCAGAAUUGCUGAAGCUCUUUGAUGUGCGAGAAGUGGCAAAUUUGGUGCGUGAUACUUUAGGCAGCUUGCCAACAAUCAUGCAUGGGGAUGAAUCUCUUCAAGCUGUUAAACUUCAGUGCAUUGGAAAAACAGUGGAGAGUCAACUGUACACUAACCCAGAUUCCAGAUAUAUUCUUCUUCCAGUAGUUUUGCAUCAUCUCCACAUGCAUUUACAAGAGCAGAAGGAUCUGAUAAUGUGUGCUCGUAUCCUUAGCAACAUAUUUUGUCUCAUCAAGAAAAAUAGCUCAGAAAAAUCAGUCUUGGAAGAAAUUGAUGUGAUCGUGAACAGCCUGUUAGACAUACUGUUGAGAACCAUACUGGAGAUUACAAGCCGACCUCAGCCAUCCGGGUCUGCAAUGCGCCUCCAGUUUCAAGAUGUGACUGGGGAGUUUGUCUCCUGCCUCUUGUCACUCUUACGACAAAUGACAGACAGACAUUACCAGCAACUUCUUGAUAGCUUCAACACCAAGGAUGAGCUAAGGGAUUUCCUGCUGCAGAUUUUUACUGUAUUUCGAAUUCUGAUACGACCAGAGAUGUUUCCAAAAGACUGGACAGUGAUGCGUUUGGUGGCUAACAAUGUUAUCAUUACAACAGUCCUGUACCUUUCUGAUGCCCUUCGUAAAAACUUCUUAAAUGAAAACUUUGAUUACAAGAUCUGGGAUUCCUACUUUUAUCUUGCGGUCAUUUUUAUAAAUCAGUUAUGUCUGCAAUUGGAAAUGUUCACACCUUCCAAGAAGAAAAAGGUAUUGGAAAAAUAUGGUGACAUGCGGGUAACAAUGGGCUGCGAAAUCUUCAGCAUGUGGCAAAAUUUAGGGGAACAUAAACUCCACUUCAUCCCCGCAUUGAUUGGCCCCUUCCUAGAAGUGACAUUGAUACCUCAGCCAGACUUACGGAAUGUAAUGAUUCCCAUUUUCCAUGACAUGAUGGACUGGGAGCAAAGGCGCAGUGGCAACUUUAAACAGGUGGAAGCUAAACUGAUUGACAAAUUGGAUAGCUUGAUGUCAGAAGGCAAGGGUGAUGAAACCUACCGGGAGCUCUUCAAUAGCAUAAUUCCACUCUUUGGUCCCUAUCCUAGCCUACUGAAGAAAAUUGAGCGGGAAACAUGGAGAGAAAGUGGCGUUUCAUUAAUUGCUACUGUAACACGUCUAAUGGAGAGGUUACUCGACUACAGGGACUGCAUGAAAAUGGGGGAAGUGGAUGGUAAAAAGAUUGGCUGCACUGUUAGCUUGUUGAAUUUUUAUAAGACUGAAUUGAAUAAAGAAGAGAUGUAUAUUCGGUAUAUUCAUAAGCUUUAUGACCUUCAUCUGAAAGCACAAAACUUCACAGAGGCAGCCUACACACUAUUGCUGUAUGAUGAGCUAUUGGAAUGGUCCGACAGGCCACUGAGAGAAUUUCUAAAUUAUCCCAUGCAAACAGAAUGGCAACGCAAAGAGUGUCUUCACCUCACUAUCAUCCAGAACUUUGACAGGGGGAAAUGUUGGGAGAAUGGUAUUAUCUUGUGCAGAAAAAUUGCAGAGCAGUAUGAGAGCUACUAUGACUACCGAAAUCUCAGCAAGAUGAGGAUGAUGGAAGCUUCCUUGUAUGAUAAAAUUAUGGAUCAACAGCGUUUGGAGCCAGAAUUCUUCAGAGUAGGAUUUUAUGGCAAAAAAUUUCCAUUUUUCCUGAGAAACAAGGAGUUUGUUUGCCGAGGACAUGACUAUGAGAGACUGGAGGCUUUCCAACAACGAAUGCUGAAUGAGUUCCCACAUGCCAUUGCUAUGCAACAUGCUAAUCAGCCAGAUGAGACCAUCUUUCAGGCAGAAGCACAGUAUUUGCAGAUCUAUGCAGUGACCCCAAUUCCUGAAAGUCAGGAAGUCCUGCAGCGAGAGGGCAUCCCAGAUAAUAUCAAGAGUUUUUAUAAAGUGAAUCACAUCUGGAGAUUCCGGUAUGACAGGCCAUUCCACAAAGGGACCAAAGAUAAGGAGAACGAAUUCAAGAGCCUGUGGGUAGAGAGGACCACACUGAUCUUAGUACAGAGUUUGCCUGGGAUAUCUCGUUGGUUUGAAGUAGAAAAACGUGAAGUAGUGGAAAUGAGUCCUCUUGAGAAUGCUAUUGAAGUGCUGGAAAAUAAGAACCAGCAGCUGAGAACACUGAUUAGUCAGUGUCAGACUCGACAGAUGCAGAAUAUUAACCCACUCACAAUGUGUCUGAAUGGGGUCAUAGAUGCAGCAGUUAAUGGUGGUGUUGCUAGGUACCAAGAGGCAUUCUUUGUGAAGGACUACGUCUUGAACCACCCAGAGGAUGGUGAGAAGAUCACACGCUUGAGAGACCUGAUGUUUGAGCAGGCCCAGAUUCUAGAAUUUGGCUUAGCUGUGCAUGAGAAGUUUGUGCCUCAAGAUAUGAGACCUUUACACAAAAAGCUAGUGGAUCAAUUCGGUGUGAUGAAAUCAAGUUUGGGAAUACAGGAGUUUUCUGCAUGUGUUCAAGCAAGUCCUGUUCACUUCCCUAAUGGCAGUCCACGGGUAUGUAGAAAUUCAGCGCCUCCUUCUAUGAGCCCAGAGGGUGCCAGGGUAAUUCCUAGACGCAGUCCAUUAAGUUACCCAGCUGUCAACAGGUAUUCAUCUUCAUCAUUGUCAUCACAAGCUUCUGCUGAAGUCAGCAAUAUUACUGGGCAGUCAGAAAGCUCUGAUGAAGUUUUUAACAUGCAGCCUAGUCCAUCUACCUCAAGCUUGAGCUCUACUCAUUCUGCUUCACCUAACGUGACCAGCUCUGCUCCAUCCAGUGCUAGAGCCUCUCCUCUGUUGUCUGACAAACAUAAACACUCCCGAGAAAACUCUUGCCUGUCCCCAAGAGAGAGACCAUGCAGUGCCAUCUAUCCUACUCCUUCAGAACCUUCGCAGAGAAUGCUGUUUAACCAUAUUGGAGACGGUGCUUUGCCACGAAGUGAUCCUAGCCUGUCUGUCCCUGAGAAGGCUGUAAACACUACCCCCAGCAGCUGGAGCCUGGAUAGUGGGAAAGAAGCUAGAAAUACAUCAGAAAGUGGAAAGCUUAUAUCUCCUCCUGUGCCACCAAGACCCACACAGACUGCUUCACCAGCAAGACAUAUAGCCUCAGUUUCCCCUUCUCCUGUUGGCAGAUCUCCAAUGAAGGGUUCUGUGCAGUCAUUUACUCCAUCUCCAGUGGAAUAUCAUUCCUCUGGGCUCACCUCUAAUUCCCCGGUCUUGUCAGGAAGUUACAGCAGUGGAAUCUCUUCACUUAGCCGAUGUAGCACUUCUGAAACUUCUGGCUUUGAAAGUCAAAGCAGUGAACAAGCUGUAAUUGUUCCCAGCUACAGUGUUUCUGAGGAGCCAGUGCGAAAAGAAAGUAAAACUCCCCCACCUUACAGUGUCUACGAGCGAACUUUGAAACGUCCUGUUCCGCUACCUCACAGCCUUUCCAUCCCUGCCCCUUCGGACCCACCAGCCCUGCCACCCAAACCACAGCUGGUGCGGCCCAGCAAUCUGGAAAACAGCAGCAGGAGGACUGAACAGGUUCCUCGUCCCAGGCCUCUUCCUCGGAAAGUGUCUCAGUUAUAAGAAGUUCCUUUUAUAUUUACUUGCAAUGAAUUCUUUACGGUUUACGAAAUAAUAUUUAAAAAAAGGCAAAAUACAUUUAGUGUAGGCACUUUAAUAUUUUACCCGCAUUUUCUUUUAAGUAAUUUUAAAAAAUGCUUAUUAAUAUUAUGUUGCACAUUAUUAAAUGAAAUUACUAAUUUAGAUUGCCUGAUAUUAUAGGAAGCAUGAGUGAGAUAAUUUCAUUAAUUUCAGGGUGGUUAAUAUUGAUACAUACCUUCUUUGUACCUUAUGUUCAUCCUCAUAAAAAUAAUUGCACCUAAAACCCCAGAAGUACUCAUUUGAGCUAGUUGUAGGCUUCAUACAAAAAAGCAAGACACGUACUGACAGAGCUAAGUAGUAGAAAUGAGUGCAUACUUCCUGGUAAAAGAGUAUGUAUGGUAGGGCAUUUCUGCAAGUACGUUGUAGACUGUUCCCUUCUUGUACAAUCAGGUUGGGAAAUGCAAAUAGUUAUGGUGAAGAAAGGUAGAUAUACAAUGGAAAUUACACUGUUGUGAAAAAGUUGCAAGGAUGUAGUUUGGAGUUGAGUUCUGGGAAACAGCAUUUUUAUUACUUUCCAAGAUUGACAAAUAUCUACAUUUCAUUUAAUGUAGAACGCCUUUCUGGUCAUUGAUUUUUGCUAAACUUUAUUAGUACUGUUUUAGUAGCUUAUCUGCUGUUUCUGGUGCAUUUCUUUCUUUUUGAGGUGUAAUUUACUUUUGCUCUUCCAGUUAGUCAGUACACACAAUCCCAAUAACAAUUACUUUUGAUUGAAAGUUCUCUGUCCCAAAAGAACGAACAUCCCAGUAUUAUACAGGCACAUUUAUAAGGAUACAAGAAUCAGUGCUGGCUAGUAUCAACAUGAAUCAGUAAGUGAACAAAUGUAAUGAGUAUAAAUUGCUGGUUAUGUAUCAGUAAUUUUUAAAAGCUGAAUUGCAGUGGGCAUUAACUCACAAUUCUGCACAAAUUAGUUAAAAGUCUAACAGCUCUUUAGAUAUUUUUAUACCAGUGCAGGUGGUUGGGGGGGGGUGUUGUUUUGUUUUCUUAAUGAAAUUGAUUACUGUCAUCUUUAUUACAGGAUAAAUGGUAGACACAUUCUCUCUCUAAAUUAAUGUAGGUGCCACUCUGCUCUGGCUUCUGGUAGACAGAUUAGUUUGAGAAUCUCAAAAUAGCAUCUCUAGAACUAUGGAAAACCUAGGGCCAAGUUGUAGGAAUGUGGGAAAAGCACCUUGUCUGUGUAUUUUUGUGUCUCUUUCUUUUACCCCCCUGUUCAUAACACUUGGUUGACAAGAAAUGAACUGUAUUUUAAAUCAUGCUGUUAAAAUAUUCUCCCUCUUUUGUUGGGAAACUUAUGUUGAUUUUAACUGUAUUUGCUUUGUUGAUAGCUUAACUGGAAGAAAGUGACCACUUUUUAUAUUCUCUCAAUGAAACCUUCAGCAGAUAUGUACUGUUGAUGGUGGUUAUAGAGGUUUUCUAUAAUAAAUGUUCAAGUAUUUUUGUACAUAACUGGUUAAUUUUAAUAAGGAGUGUACCAUUAUGUGAAAAAGAAGCAAACAGUUGUGUAUGCAGUAAGAUUGUUAUAAUUAUGCCAAAUACUUUAUGUAUGGAGAAAAAAAUAUUUGUACAUAUAUGCUUUUAACAAUAAUUCUGCCAUAUUGACUUUACAAUUUUGAAUGUCAGAAAAAAUUAAUAUAUGUUAAAAUAUUUAUGUUUUAGUGAAAGUAUUCAUAACUGAAAAAGGAACGUAUGAAAUUUAGCUUUGUAUCUUGUUGAUUUUUUGAGGUCUGAAAUUCCUAGCUCUUGCUUUUGACUAUAACAUUUUUGUGUCUGUAACCACAUCAUAAAAGAUGUAGAAGGCUACAUAUUUAUGCUGGUAUAAAGAGGUACUGCCUGAGAUUUUAAAUAAGGUGUCGCAAGUAAGAUAACAAAGCUGCUUUGAUUUUUUUUUUCCCCCCUGUGUGGUUUAAUAGAUUUGUUGACUAGUGCUUGAACACAGUAUGAAUCAGUGUUAUUUGCUCCUGAAGCCAUUUUUUUUAUUUCUGGCAGUGAGCAGAAUUGUUGAAUUGAUCAUUUGCGUGUAUUACUGAAGUCAGCUUUGCAGCAAAACAUUUCAUGAGGUUUGUUUACCCAGAUGCUCAUAUGGUUGCUGCAGGAUGGUAAAUAUGAAAUAAAAUUACUUGAUUAAU